Molecule: messenger RNA, 765 nt
Organism: Stegastes partitus (bicolor damselfish)
Lineage: Eukaryota; Metazoa; Chordata; Actinopteri; Pomacentridae
Gene: mrpl33
Product: mitochondrial ribosomal protein L33
Exons: 4
Coding region: 107-304 (65 amino acids)
Biological process (GO): translation
Cellular component (GO): ribosome; mitochondrion
Molecular function (GO): structural constituent of ribosome
Source: RefSeq, a predicted model, not a curated record
GAAGUGCUUUCAUUGCACCGGAUGUACAAGUGCUCAAUGUGACCUGUGUGGCUAACGGCGUUGUGUUUAAUACUGUCUUCAAGGAGUAACUCACGACUUUACAAAAAUGUUUCUAACCACCGUCAAUUUGGCUAAGGCAAAAUCCAAGACCAUCCUGGUGCAGAUGUUGAGCGCUGCAGGGACAGGAUACUGCUUCAACACAAAGAAGAACCGUCUCAGAGAGAAGAUGGUGAUGCGCAAACAUGAUCCAUUCGUGAACAAGCACGUCCUAUUCUUUGAGAAGAAGAAGAUUCGAUCAAUUUAAUCAUCCAACCAGAUAUAUGGACAACAUAAACCUAAAAGGUUUAAACAGACUAUUUUUAUUGUCAUGGAUAUACAGACUGUCAGUCAACAUUUCCUUUUUGGCUGACUGAUCUUCGAAAGAUUCCCCCUGGAUGUGCAAAAAGCCUGCUAUUCUAUCCUCCACGCUGCAGCAGUCCAGAGUGAUGCAAGCCCCAGCUGGGCUUCAACAAAGUCUUGAUGAUCAACACUUUAAAGAAGAAACUAAUAGCGGAUGUUAUAUAUAGGGACCACCACAGCUGUCUUGAUAGAAUAUGUUUCCGUGGCUGUUCAGUGGCUCUGUACAGUGUGCGUCAUUGAUUUUGAUUUAGUCAAAUGUAGAAGGUAAACAUUUAAACCAGGUAAAUUUAUUUGAACCACUUCUGAAAAUAUCAUCUUUGUGGGUGAAUUCAAUAAAUUCUGUCAAUUAUGUGGCGUACAUCUGAA